This is a messenger RNA of Arachis ipaensis, 2133 nucleotides long. The record is from RefSeq and is a predicted model, not a curated record. NCBI's taxonomy places the organism in Eukaryota, Viridiplantae, Streptophyta, Magnoliopsida, Fabales, Fabaceae.
UUCAGGAUCUUGGCUCCAACUACCUAUAUUUUCUUUGCUUCUGCACUUCCUGUUAUUGCAUUUGGGGAGCAAAUAAGUAGAGACACAGAUGGAAGUUUGAGUACAGUGGAAACACUGGCUUCUACUGCCAUAUGUGGAUUCAUACACUCAGUAUUUGGUGGUCAACCUCUGCUUAUACUUGGUGUUGCUGAGCCAACCAUCAUCAUGUAUACAUAUUUAUACAACUUUGCUAAAGAUAGAGAUGGUUUGGGACAAGAACUCUUUUUGGCUUGGGCAGGAUGGGUUUGUGUUUGGACUGCUCUCUUGUUAUUUCUUCUUGCAAUAUUCAAUGCUGGAAAUAUCAUCAAUAGAUUUACAAGGAUUGCUGGUGAGCUUUUUGGAAUGCUUAUUUGACACAAGUUCUUGGAAAAUGCAGGGAAUGGUGAGUGAGUUUAAGGUUCCUAAGGAGGGAAACCCAACAUUGGAAAAGUAUCAGUUUCAUUGGUUGUAUGCUAAUGGAUUACUGGGUAUUAUAUUCACCUUUGGCCUUCUCUAUACUUCCUUAAAAAGCAGAAGAGCAAGGUCAUGGUUAUAUGGAACAGGGUGGUUCAGAAGUUUCAUUGCAGAUUAUGGGGUGCCUCUCAUGGUGCUGCUCUGGACAGCCCUAUCAUUCACAGUACCAAGUAAAGUUCCUUCUGGAGUUCCAAGAAGACUUGUUUCUCCUCUUGCUUGGGAUUCCACAUCUUUGCAUCAUUGGACUGUCAUCAAAGACAUGGGCAAGGUUUCACCAACAUAUAUAUUUGCUGCUUUUAUUCCUGCCAUAAUGAUAGCAGGGCUUUAUUUCUUUGAUCACAGUGUUGCUUCACAGUUAGCACAGCAGAAGGAAUUCAACCUAAAGAAGCCUUCUGCAUAUCACUAUGACAUAUUGCUACUAGGAUUCAUGACUUUGCUUUGUGGAUUAAUUGGCCUGCCUCCUUCAAAUGGAGUUCUGCCUCAAUCCCCUAUGCACACCAAGAGCCUGGCUGUUCUCAAGAAACAGUUGAUAAGAAGAAAGAUGGUUAAAAGUGCCAAAGAAAGCAUAAAGCAGAAAGCAAGCAAAUCAGAAAUCUAUGGGAAUCUGCAGGCUGUGUUUAUAGAAAUGGAUAGCACUCAAGAUAACCAUUCAGUGGCCAAAGAACUAGCUGAACUAAAAGAGAUUGUCCUAAAUGGUGAAGAUAAAGGAGAAAACAAGGAGAGUAAUUUUGAUCCUGAGAAACACAUUGAUGCAUAUCUACCAGUGAGAGUAAAUGAGCAGAGAGUGAGCAAUCUCUUACAAUCACUCCUUGUUGGAGCAUCAGUCUUUGCUAUGCCUGCCAUAAAAAAGAUUCCAACUUCAGUUCUAUGGGGAUACUUUGCAUACAUGGCCAUUGAUAGUCUUCCAGGAAAUCAAUUCUGGGAAAGAAUACUGCUACUCUUUGUGACACCUAGUAGGUGGUACAAGUUGUUGGAAGGGGAUCAUGCUUCUUUUGUUGAGUCAGUACCAUUCAAACAUAUAAUGUUAUUCACACUGUUCCAAUGUGUGUAUUUCUUGGUUUGUUUUGGAGUGACAUGGAUUCCAAUAGCUGGAAUAUUGUUCCCAUUGCCUUUCUUUGUGUUGAUCACACUGAGGCAGCAUAUUCUCCCCAAAUUCUUCAUUCCUCACCAUCUAAGGGAACUAGAUGCUGCUGAAUAUGAAGAAAUAGUAGCAGGUGCUCCAAGAUUGAGUCUCAACAUGUCUUUUAAGGAGGUGGAAUCACCUAUUGUUGGAUCAAGAGAAAAAGGUGAUGCUGAAAUGUUAGAUGAGUUAACUACUAACAGAGGAGAGGUGAAGGUCAGAACUUUUAGCUUCAAUGAAGAAAGACAAAGCCAGGUUUAUCCAGAUGAAAGAGUGAGUGAAAUGGAUCCCACACUCACACAAUGAUCAUGUUGUAUAGGUAAGUUUCCAAUUCCCUAUAGAAAAGGAAUGAAAGGAGAAUAUGAUAUAUUGAAGGCCACCAGUUAUAGUUUGUGGAUUUUAGAUGUAAAAUUUGCAAAUUUGUAGUGAGUUGAAUCUUCCAUAGAUAGUAAUUUAGUUAAACAUAUCAAAUUUUUUAACAAUUUUUAUGUAUCAUCUUUAUAUAAAAUUAACUUUUAUGU